AUGGGUGGACGUAUUGAUUGUUAUGUGGACAUUGUGUCUUUCUACAGUUAUGUCGGCUUCAUAGAACUGCGACGCAACAUGAGCAAAUUGGCUGCUCAUGGCGUUCAAGUAAAUUUCAUCCCCGUAUUCAUAGGCGGCAUCAUGAACGAAUCAGGAAACAAACCCCCUUGGGUACUCCCUGCAAAGUCCAAGUAUCUCGGCAAAGACAGCCGUCGCUCCGCUGAAAGACUCUCGGCUCCUUACAAAGGCUCACCACCUGAUCUUCUCGCUGUCGCAAAGACCAUCUCGCCUCUCCGCGCUCUGCACUUCAUCAAGGAAAAUUACUCAGAGGAAACAUUCCUAGCUGCUAUUCGAUUUCUGUUUCAUAAGAUCUGGAUGCCUCCUCAUGUCAACCUUGCCGAGGACGCGAAUCUUAUCACAGCGCUUAAGGAAGCGACCGAUGAACUCGACGGGGGCAGCGACAAGAAACUAUUCUCAAAUGAGGAUGUUGAGAAGAUCAUGAAGGGAAGAGAGAGCAUGAAGGAGAGAGUCAAGGAAAUGACCGGUGAAGCUGUGAAGAAAGGUGCCUUUGGAGCACCGUGGUUGAUGGUGACGAAUGGAGAGGGCAAGUCGGAGGCUUUCUUUGGAAGUGACAGAUUCAACCAUAUUUAUAAGUUCUUGGGAGUUCCCUUCCAAGAUGUUCAGAUUUUGCCACCGUCAAAGUUGUAA
This is a messenger RNA of Fusarium coffeatum, 708 nucleotides long. RefSeq lists its product as uncharacterized. Gene Ontology annotation, molecular function: glutathione transferase activity; glutathione peroxidase activity. The transcript is spliced from 5 exons. Lineage: Eukaryota; Fungi; Ascomycota; Sordariomycetes; Hypocreales; Nectriaceae. Gene Ontology annotation, cellular component: peroxisome; mitochondrion. The record is from RefSeq and is a predicted model, not a curated record. Bases 1 to 708 code for a protein of 235 amino acids. Gene Ontology annotation, biological process: glutathione metabolic process.